GGUCGUGGUGAAUUAAAAAAACUUUAUGCCAAGGAAAUAUUUAUGCAGAAAAAUAUGUACUUCAUUUUGAAAGAAAAAAAAUGGCAAAUUUAUAUAUUUAUUGGAAAUGUUUCAUAAUUAUUACGUUUGAUUAACUGCUUAAAUAUUUGUUUCAUAUUUAAUAAAUAUAUAAUACCGUAGUUUUCAAAUUUCUGCAUAUUUUUACUUUUACUUGGAUAAAAUUUGCUGUCGCUGUUGCCAUUUUUUUAUCACUUUUAUUUACAUCAAACUUUUCCUUCAUUAUCGUUUCAUUUGGGCCUUCAAAAAUAUUAAUAAAAAUGGGGAUAUGCUACUGAUGUAAUUAAAUAAUUGUUUCAUUUUUGUAUGUUUAACAUUUCUCAACUUAUGCCAGUUUUGGUUGAAGGACAAAAAAUAAUUUUAUGUUAAUAUUUGCUUAAAAAUAUUUGAUAUGGAUAUUUUUUGAGGUUGUAUUUUUUUUUUUCUUUAACGUCCUUCAAAUUCAUAAUCUUAAAUUAGUUGUGGUUAAUGCUCAAAUGACACGUGGCUGUUAUAAAAAAAUGGAUAAUGAAGAAUGAAAACCAUAAUGAAAUAAAUAUUAAAGGAAUAGACAAGGCAAAAUGUGACAAAUCAGAUGAAAGCCGCACUACUGAAUUUGCCACCGUGAGGAUAAUAAAAUGGACAAGCCAAAUCAGAGUUAACGUAUUUCCCUUUAUCUUGAAAGUUAUCAUAUUAACUUUCUUCCUUCACAUAUCAAAACGUUUCAGCAAUAGUUCUCCGUUCACGCCAGGAAAUAACUCGAACAAUGAAAGGCACAACGCGCGCUUUAAAACAUUAAGAGUGUUGAACGGAAGUGGCACUAGUGAUUCUACUUCUAAAUAUAAAUCACUAUUAUCAAUAACUAAGAAAAAAAGUGAUAAAUCAGAGUAUUCGGAAAAAAAAACAGAAACGACCAAGUCAACCAUUACUAGUUAUAAAGACUUAAAAGAUGAAGUUGAUGAAGCUGAUUUAUCAGAUGAAGGAGUACUGCUGGGGGAAAUGAAUAAAAUUAUAUUACAAGAGAAACUCAUGAGGGAGGAAUUUUCAAAGGCAGGGAAUUCUCCUUCGAACGCAUACUUUGCCCUUUAUUUCAAUGAUGAAAAUUGCAUAAAUCGAAUUAUGGACUUGUCGAGAAAAUCAAGACUGUAUAGAAGCAAAUAUUUACGACUGAGGUAUCGUAUUCUCAGACAUAUCAAUAAAUUUAUAAAAAGAAUGAAAGUUUUCUUCAUCAUGGAAUAUAAAUACAAUAGAAACUUUUUGGAAGAAUUUCGUGCUAGUAAUUUCUAUUACUUCGUAUUUCCUUAUGUAAAAUGUCACAUCAAAAUUUUCUUUUCUCGGUUUUCGAAGUAA
Plasmodium vivax (malaria parasite P. vivax) is the source of this 1386-nucleotide messenger RNA. RefSeq lists its product as hypothetical. The transcript has 2 exons. Bases 565 to 1386 code for a protein of 273 amino acids. The record is from RefSeq and is a predicted model, not a curated record. NCBI's taxonomy places the organism in Eukaryota, Apicomplexa, Aconoidasida, Haemosporida, Plasmodiidae.